Messenger RNA from Dracunculus medinensis (Guinea worm), 399 nucleotides. NCBI's taxonomy places the organism in Eukaryota, Metazoa, Nematoda, Chromadorea, Rhabditida, Dracunculidae. The record is from the annotation of a GenBank genome assembly.
AUGGCGAGAAAUAAUACAGUUUCACGCGAAGAACAACAGGUGAUAAUAAGGCGCGAGCAAUUGGAAGGCGAUUCAGUAAGGGAUUUAUCGUCAGAGCAGGAUCAGCAGCUUUCUUUGAUAAAUCUUGUGCAAGAUAUUUCAUUGCAAGAGGAAAGUAGAGCGACCGAGCAAGCCGAGCCGAUUGAAAGUGAGGGUGAUUCACCGCAAGGAUCAAAUGAACAUAGAACGCCCGAACGAUCAAACGAUCCGAAUGCUGAGGAUGACCAAAUGAAGUGGUCUAAUUUGCGAACACCGCCACCCAGUUCACGCGAUCAUCCAUUUUUAAUUAACAUCACUUGGGCACCAAAAAGGCUAAAAGUCUAUCGCAAAAAAGGAGAAACACCGGAAUUAAUAACAUGA